Molecule: messenger RNA, 1204 nt
Organism: Styela clava
Lineage: Eukaryota; Metazoa; Chordata; Ascidiacea; Stolidobranchia; Styelidae
Product: putative oxidoreductase SAR2567
Molecular function (GO): oxidoreductase activity
Source: RefSeq, a predicted model, not a curated record
GUUUGUACAGACGACUGAUUUGCGAUGUAAAGAACCACAUGCCAUGGCAUUAGAAAAGUAGUAUAUAUAUAUAUGUGUUCAAGACUGUCAAUAUUUGCAACGUCCCUAUCGUGUAUUGAGAAAUUCUUCAGAGCAUUUACUUAAGAACGACACGACUCGGCAGUUUUGCAGUUACAAAAAGCCGUUAUAUAUAUCCACCACAUGAAUUGACAGCAAUUUAUUCGAAGCAAGUUGGAAUCAGAAGAGGCUCAGAAAUGGGAAAAUUCGACAAGAAAGUUGUUAUUGUAACUGGCGCUUCCAGUGGUAUCGGGGCCGCAACAGCAGUAUUAUUUGCAAAUGAAGGUGCUAACGUUGUUGUUACUGGGCGAAACAAGGAACGUUUGCAGGAAACAGCAAAAAAGUGUGAAGCCGCUGGUGCUCAGGUUCUGGAAGUUAUUGCAGAUUUAGGAAAAUUUGAAAAUCUAGAAAGUUUAGUCAAACAAUCUGUAGAAAAGUUUGGUGGAAUCGAUAUUCUUAUCAACAACGCCGGAUAUGGAAGAGCAGAAACAAUCGAGACGCUUGAACUAGAGGAAUACGAACGGAUAUUCAACGCCAAUCUUCGUGCUCCAGUGUUUCUCUGCAAAUAUGCUUUGCCACAUUUAAAGAAAAGUAAAGGUUGUGUGGUUAACGUGUCAAGCUGUUCUUCACUUCAUGCCACCCCGCAAUCUGUUCCAUAUAGCAUGACAAAAUCUGCACUUGAUCACUUUACAAGGGGAUUUUCAGCAGAAUGUGCACCGUUUGGAGUUCGAGUCAACUGCAUUAAUCCUGCUGUAGUUGGAACAAGGUUUGGAGAGAACUUGAAUAUACCAAAGGAAACGGUGGACAAGAUGAUAGCAGUCUAUAUGAAAAAACAGCCACUUGGAAUUAUCAGUUCCGAACAAGUAGCUGAUGGUAUUCUUUAUCUUUGCUCAUCGCCCGUUACUACAGGAAUAACUCUUCCAAUGGAUGGAGGCUUGCUGAAUUCAUUAUCCAUGUAAUUUUUUACAGAAAACAGAAUAUAUCAGUUUCAUAAGUAUUCUGUUAUAUUUAUGGCAAUGCUUACCAGAGCACCACUCUAAAUUUUGAAAAAUUCCAAUGUGUAAUUACUGACUAGGGACUAUCUAAUUUGUCUUUGGGUCUGCAUCUGAACACCGUGGUACAUAUCUAGGCUUUCUGUUCAGCCCCC